AUGAAGGAUUUUGAUGUAAUCCUAGGAAUGGACUGGUUGUCUGCUCACGGAGCAACUGUCAUGUGUGUGGAAAGGAAGAUCGUGUUUAAGCUUAAGGAAGGAGAUGAAUUUACCUACAAAAGUGAACCUGUGAGGAAGCCCAAGAAGGUGACGAUAUCCGCACUCCAAGCGAAGAAGUUACUGGAUGAAGGGUGCCAAGGAUAUCUGGCUACAAUUAUGGAUAUAAAAGCAAAGGUAAAACCAUUGGAGGAGUUAGAUGUAGUUCAGGAAUUUCCUGAUGUGUUUCCCGAAGACCUAACUCAACUGCCAACAGAGAGAGAAAUGGAAUUUGCAAUAGAUCUGAUUCCUGGGGCAGCCUCGGUGUCUAAAGCACCGUAUCGUAUGGCGCCUAUAGAGCUGAAGGAGUUACAAAUUUAG
This is a messenger RNA of Telopea speciosissima, 417 nucleotides long. RefSeq lists its product as uncharacterized. NCBI's taxonomy places the organism in Eukaryota, Viridiplantae, Streptophyta, Magnoliopsida, Proteales, Proteaceae. Bases 1 to 417 code for a protein of 138 amino acids. The record is from RefSeq and is a predicted model, not a curated record. The transcript has a single exon.